Molecule: messenger RNA, 730 nt
Organism: Dipodomys spectabilis (banner-tailed kangaroo rat)
Lineage: Eukaryota; Metazoa; Chordata; Mammalia; Rodentia; Heteromyidae
Product: regenerating islet-derived protein 3-beta-like
Exons: 5
Coding region: 4-531 (175 amino acids)
Biological process (GO): antimicrobial humoral immune response mediated by antimicrobial peptide; venom-mediated disruption of cell wall in another organism; response to peptide hormone
Molecular function (GO): signaling receptor activity; oligosaccharide binding; peptidoglycan binding
Source: RefSeq, a predicted model, not a curated record
AAGAUGCUGCCUCCUUCAACCUUCUCCAGCAUGUCCUGGAUGCUUCUGUCCUGCCUGAUGCUCCUAUCUCAGGUGCAAGGUGAGGACUCCCAGAAGGAUGUACCUGCUGCUCGCAUCAGCUGUCCCAAAGGCGCCCAGGCCUAUGCCUCUUACUGCUAUGCCUUGUUUAAAUCACCCAAAUCCUGGACUAGUGCCGAUUUGGCCUGCCAGAAGCGGCCCUCAGGUCACCUUGUGUCUGUGCUCAGUGGGGCUGAGGCAUCCUUCGUGUCUACUCUGGUCAAGAACACAGCGACUACCUACCAAUAUGUCUGGAUGGGGCUCCAUGACCCCACACUGGGUGAGGAACCCAAUGCAGAUGGCUGGGAAUGGAGUAACUCUGAUGUGCUGAACUAUCUGAACUGGGAAAGGAACCCUUCCAUUUAUGCUGAUCGUGGUUACUGUGGGACCCUGUCACGAAACUCAGGAUUCCUGAAGUGGAGAGACUAUAACUGUGAUACACAAUUACCUUAUGUCUGCAAAUUCAAGGGCUAAGCAAAUGGGAAUCUGCAUCCAGCAUCAUCAAGAAGCUCAUCAUAGACUAGAGAACAAGUGUGAAGACUAAGAAGGCCAUGGUCUUCCCACAUCUAGAUCUGACUUUCCCUCUUCUCUUUUCUCUAUCCAAUUUACAAUCCCUCUACCAUUGGGGUGGACUCUGGUCAGAAAAAUCCAUAUUAAAGACUUUUUUUUCAUA